AUGCCACGUCUCGCCCUGCAAAGUGGGGUGGUGGUGACGAAGGAUUCCAUCGUCGUGCUCAAGGAGCCGCUCGGCCGGUUCCGAAUCCAGUUCCUCAAAGUCCAGGUCAUUAUCAAGAACAGGCUGAACGGGCGGGUCAGAGUCCGAGGAUGGCCCUACACCCGCGCCAGGAACCUCGACGGCCAGCUUAUGCGGAAGCUGAACGAGGUGUGCCUGGUCGGCCACAUCGACGAGGAGGACCCGAGACCGUGGCUGGAGCAGGCCAUCAUCGAUGUCUACGAGAGCGACAUCGAGGGCCUCCGUGUCGGGGGACUGAGGACGACCAAUGCGCCCUUCCCCCAGUUCCGCUUUGGCGACGCCGCCUACAGGCUCAAGGGCAAGAGAUGGGUUGAGCACCACGAAGUCCUGGUGUGCCGCUACCACCACUAUCUGGUCUAUCGAGACGUGAUCAAGAAGAAGCUGGAGAAGGCCCACCAGUGGGUCCUCAUCCACGCCAACGAGGACAUGUCAGAUGCCGAGUACAAGGUCCGGGACAUGGCCAAGACGAACGACUGGCGAGGAGGCAAUAUCCCGGGGGGUUCGUUCUGCCCGCUGGGCUUCGAUCCCGAGGUCAUCAGCAUCGACGACGACGACGAUGAAGACAAUAAGGUCACCCUCGACAGGAAUGGCAGCGAUGCCACCAAGGCCGACGGCCCCAACAUGCGCAAGCCGGGCCAGAAGUACACAGUUGGCGACUUGUUCUCCGGUGCCGGCGGCGCGUCUCGGGGCAUCCAACAAGCCGGGUUCAAGCUCGUCUUUGCCGUCGACCACUGGAGCGUCGCAGUCACGACGUACCGGGCAAACUUCCCCGAGGUCGACUGCCACCUCAUGGAGGUGGACGACUUCACCAAGGAUUCGGACAUCAACUAUCGGGUCGACAUCCUGCACCUCUCCCCGCCCUGCCAGGUCUGGUCACCGGCCCAUACUAUCGCCGGGCAGAACGACGACAAGAACAUGGCGGCGCUCAUGUCGUGCACCGAAGUAAUCGAGCAGAUCCGCCCCAGGCUCUUCACGCUGGAGCAGACCUUCGGCAUGCUGCACACGCGCUUUGAGCUCUACUUCAACGGCCUCGUCGGCGGCUUCACGGACCACGGUUACUCCGUUCGCUGGGGAGUCAUCAACUUCAACACCUGGGGCCUAUGCCAGCCGCGGCGCCGGCUCGUCAUGGUGGGCGCCUGCCCGGGCCAGGCGCUCCCCGACUUCCCCUCCGCGACGCACAGCCAGGACGGCGCGGGCGGCCUCCUCCCCUUCACGACGUCGCGCGAGGCGCUCGCGCACCUCCGCGCCGGCGACGACCUGCACGACGUGGCGGACAUGCCUCGCCUGUGGAACGCGCGCUCCUGGGACCCGGACGCGCCGCUGCCGCACACCAUCACGUGCUCGGGCGGGCAGAACCACCACUGGGGCGGGCAGCGCGACUUCACGGCCCGCGAGUACGCCAGCCUGCAGGGGUUCCCCGUCCGGCACCGCUUCCGCGGCGCGUACCUCAAGCGGCAGAUCGGCAACGCCUUCCCCCCGAGCAUGGCGCGCCGCCUGUUCGGCCACCUGCGGGACUUCCUCGAGCGGGAGGACCGCAUGGUCGGGCCGAGGGAGGCGGAGCACGAG
This is a messenger RNA of Phialemonium atrogriseum, 1644 nucleotides long. RefSeq names its product S-adenosyl-L-methionine-dependent methyltransferase. NCBI's taxonomy places the organism in Eukaryota, Fungi, Ascomycota, Sordariomycetes, Cephalothecales, Cephalothecaceae. Gene Ontology annotation, molecular function: DNA binding; DNA (cytosine-5-)-methyltransferase activity. The record is from RefSeq and is a predicted model, not a curated record. The annotation marks the transcript as partial. Gene Ontology annotation, biological process: negative regulation of gene expression via chromosomal CpG island methylation. Gene Ontology annotation, cellular component: nucleus. The transcript has a single exon.